Sphaerulina musiva SO2202 is the source of this 1644-nucleotide messenger RNA. RefSeq lists its product as uncharacterized. Lineage: Eukaryota; Fungi; Ascomycota; Dothideomycetes; Mycosphaerellales; Mycosphaerellaceae. The record is from RefSeq and is a predicted model, not a curated record. The transcript has a single exon. Gene Ontology annotation, molecular function: protein binding. The annotation marks the transcript as partial.
GAUCCCCUGGCUGUGCUGCCUGCAGAAAUCGUCCUGCGCAUCCUCGACUUCACUGCGCCCGCCGCACUGGCCGCUCUCACACGAGUGAAUUGGUCUUGGCACUAUUUCAUCGACCAAGACCACCGAGAGGCGAUAUAUGCCACCAAGACGGAACACCCGCCCGCCGCCAGAGAUUUCGCCUUUCUCGAGAAUAGCCAGAGCUUCGCCAAGUACUACGGCGACGUGGCGUCAUGGAAAGAUCUCUGCAAACGCCAGACGCUGCUCGGCCGCCAGUGGCAACGCUCGGCCCCUGUGGUCAGCGAGUCCAUCUUCCAGGUGGGAAUUGAUGCCAUCUGGCGCUUCAAACCAGACUUCCAACGUCGUCUCGUUCUGUCGACGUCGCAAGCCGGAGGCCUUUGCGUGACGGAUAUGGACGACGGGGAAAGGCUUUUUUCCCUCCCGCGGGAAGUCGUCCGGCCGUUUGCCCAUCUCGAGUACCAGGAUGGCACAGCUGUGUUCGAUCGCGAAGGAAAUGCCGUGGAAGUCUGGCGUGUUGAUGACACUCUGGAGGCGCGUGGAACGCUCAAGAUGGUCGCUGUCUUGCCUCAUGAGAAGAUCACGCGCGGAUUUCAGCUCUCUUUCGACACCCUUUGCGUCGUCUCUCUGCAAGGGCAGGGCUUUGUGUACGAGAACAUGCUUCACGGCGAACCUCAACUGAAAACACGAAUGGCGAUUGAUGAGGGCGCCACUGGCCACUUACACCAGUGUGCCGAUGCUGUGGCAUGGUCGCAAGGACCGCAUGGCUACCACUUUUAUGACAAAUCUUCAGGCCAGUGUUUAGGUGUUCUACACCCGAACCAAUGCAGCACCGAGAACUUCUUCCACAUUGCGCAUGCUGAGGCACAGGGGAUGUCAGAUCAAGAACUUCUGGCUACUGCUGCGACUGAGGCCAGUGCCAUCCGUGGCUUUCCGCCACGGAAGGAUCGGACGUUAUCUGUUCACGUGCAAGCUGGCCCACGUACUACGGGAGAACCCCUCUCCAUAGAUGAUGAUGAGUGGGGUGCAGGUAUGUUUGAUGGCGACCUCUUUGUUGGCAUAUCUCGUGGCGGCCGCGUCUUCGUCUGCUCGAAUUGGCGCAAAGCACUCCAAGACCGUGCCUCCUUCGAUGCAUCUACUUCCGUCGUGGAAUGUGAUUCCGAUGGCUCUACUUUUGAUUUAGGCGGCUGGCUCUCCGUGAACAAUCACCGAGUCAUGUUCGAGAUUGAGGAGCGCAUCUAUGUCCUGGGACUAGAUGAUGAUGACCGUGUGGUGCCUGCCCCUCAGCCAUCACGACCUUCCUUCCACUUCGCUUCCAGCUUGUCUCCUCAGCUGGCCGUACCCGUUUCAUUCAUGGCACUGUACGAAGACUGCAUCAUGACAACUUUUACGACUCUCGCACUACGCGACAGGACGAUUUUCCCGCUAGCCGAGACGAUACGAGGUUUCCUCCCGACCAAGCUGAUCCGUGUCUUGAGUCUUGCUCCCAGACUUGACGGUGACAAGACGAUGAAUGAGGGAGCGGCACCCCCACCUGCGGAGAGCAAUCCCGAAAGCUACGAGAGCAUGCCUGGACCAGAUUUGUCUCUGUUUGUGCAGAUGCUAGCUGAUGAGGCCGAGGACGAUGAA